GACACUCUUCAAUUCAUUCCCCCGUUCACAUCACCACCCAACCCCUUCCCUCUCAUCAGCUCCCGGGACAGGUCGAGGGCUGUUUGCUCAUCUUCUUUCCCAUUGGAUUUUGAUUCUUUUCUCCCCUGGCCAUUAUGGCCGAAUCACCCCUCGAUGUCCUCUUGAAGGGUAACUCCGGCAGAACAACACGCGGCCUUCUGCGGAUUAUCAUUCUAGCUACCAUUGCCGCCGCUGCUGUGUCCAGUCGUCUGUUCAGUGUUAUCCGAUUCGAGAGUAUUAUUCACGAGUUCGACCCCUGGUUCAACUUCCGCGCAACAAAAUACCUGGUCUCCCAUGGCUUUGAGAGCUUCUGGGACUGGUUCGACGACCGAACAUGGCACCCCCUGGGACGUGUCACUGGUGGCACGCUAUACCCCGGUCUGAUGGUGACCAGCGGUGUUAUCUACCACGUCUUGCGUUUCCUCACCAUCCCUGUCGAUAUCCGUAACAUCUGUGUCUUGCUUGCCCCGGCCUUCUCCGGUCUGACUGCGCUGGCAAUGUACUUCCUGACUCGCGAGAUGGCGACAUCCCCCUCCGCUGGUCUUCUUGCGGCUGCUUUCAUGGGUAUCGUCCCCGGAUACAUCUCUCGUUCCGUCGCGGGCAGCUACGAUAACGAGGCCAUUGCUAUUUUCCUGCUGGUGUUCACCUUCUUCCUGUGGAUCAAGGCUGUCAAGAACGGCUCCAUCAUGUGGAGUUCUCUGGCAGCUUUGUUCUACGGCUACAUGGUGUCUGCCUGGGGUGGUUAUGUCUUCAUCACUAACUUGAUCCCUCUGCACGUUUUCGUUCUUCUGUGUAUGGGCAGAUACAGCUCCCGUAUCUAUAUCAGCUACACCACCUGGUAUGCUCUGGGAACUCUGGCCAGUAUGCAGAUUCCUUUCGUCGGAUUCCUGCCGAUUCGCAACAGUGACCACAUGUCCGCACUUGGUGUCUUUGGCCUCAUUCAGCUCGUGGCCUUUGCUGACUUCGUCCGUGGUUUCAUCCCGGGCAAGCACUUCCAGAGACUUCUGACUACCAUGAUCAUCGUUGUCUUCGGAAUCGCUUUCGUCGGACUUGUCGUCCUCACCGUGUCCGGAGUGAUUGCCCCUUGGAGCGGUCGUUUCUACUCUCUGUGGGAUACCGGCUAUGCCAAGAUCCACAUCCCUAUCAUUGCCUCUGUCUCCGAGCACCAGCCCACCGCUUGGCCCGCCUUCUUCUUUGAUCUGAACUUCUUGAUCUGGCUCUUCCCUGCUGGUGUCUACAUGUGCUUCCGCGAUCUCAAGGAUGAGCACGUCUUUGUCAUCAUCUACUCGGUGCUUGCCAGUUACUUCGCCGGUGUCAUGGUUCGUCUGAUGUUGACCCUGACCCCUAUUGUUUGUGUUGCGGCUGCUCUGGCCCUCUCCACCAUUCUCGACACGUACGUGUUCGCGAAGAACGGCCCCAACCCCCGCGCCAAGGCGAACGAGGACAACUCGGACGGUCUUCGUUCCACCAGGAAGCCCGAUGUCGGGGUCACGUCCUACCUGUCCAAGGCUGUGAUGACCUCCUCCGUUGUCAUCUAUCUGCUUCUCUUCGUUGCGCACUGCACCUGGGUCACCUCCAACGCCUACUCCUCCCCGUCUGUGGUUCUCGCGAGCCGCUUGCCUGAUGGAAGCCAGCACAUCAUCGAUGAUUACCGUGAGGCGUACUACUGGCUCCGCCAGAACACUGAGCACAACGCCAAGAUCAUGUCCUGGUGGGAUUACGGCUACCAGAUCGGUGGUAUGGCGGACCGCCCUACCCUGGUUGACAACAACACGUGGAACAACACCCACAUUGCCACUGUUGGUAAGGCGAUGAGCUCCCGUGAGGAGGUCAGUUACCCCAUCCUCCGUCAGCACGAUGUUGAUUACGUGCUGGUGGUGUUUGGUGGAUUGCUGGGCUACUCCGGUGACGACAUCAACAAGUUCCUGUGGAUGGUCCGUAUCGCCGAGGGUAUCUGGCCCGACGAGGUCAAGGAGCGUGACUUCUUCACUGCCCGCGGUGAGUACCGGGUGGAUGACGGUGCCACCCCCACCAUGCGUAACAGCUUGAUGUACAAAAUGUCCUACUACAACUUCAACUCCUUGUUCGGUCCCGGCCAGGCCGUUGACCGCGUGCGUGGAUCUCGACUCCCCGCGGAAGGCCCUCAGCUGAACACGCUCGAGGAGGCGUUCACCAGUGAGAACUGGAUCAUCCGUAUCUACAAGGUCAAGGAUCUCGACAACCUCGGCCGUGACCACAACAACGCAGUGGCCUUUGACAAGGGCCACAAGCGCAAGCGCGCCACCAAGCGCAAGGGCCCUCGUGUCCUGCGGACCGAGUAAAGGGCCUGGUGUCGUUGAUAGAUACCAGGUUGGGUGUAAAAUCGAUCCCUUCUUCAUUUCUUAGCAUGUCAUUUUCAAUUCCAUGUUCUUGUACGUGUCACAUCACCAUAUAGGCGGAAUCAUAGAAGUUGUGCAUUUGGUUAGAAGCGUAGACUAUACUUCUUUCUAUCCCUAAGCAACCAAGCUGAACCUUGGCAGAAUGAUCAUGACAUAUUGAACACGAAUAUCCU
Messenger RNA from Aspergillus piperis CBS 112811, 2590 nucleotides. Its product is annotated as dolichyl-diphosphooligosaccharide--protein glycosyltransferase subunit STT3. Gene Ontology annotation, molecular function: dolichyl-diphosphooligosaccharide-protein glycotransferase activity. The record is from RefSeq and is a predicted model, not a curated record. The transcript has 6 exons. Bases 135 to 2360 code for a protein of 741 amino acids. NCBI's taxonomy places the organism in Eukaryota, Fungi, Ascomycota, Eurotiomycetes, Eurotiales, Aspergillaceae. Gene Ontology annotation, biological process: post-translational protein modification. Gene Ontology annotation, cellular component: membrane.